AUGUUAGGUCUUCAUGUAGGCACCUGCCUGUUCCUGUGCGUCCUCCUGGACCUUGUUGAGGGGUCUCUCAUGCAGCCCUGUCAGCCCAUCAACCAGACUGUGUCUUUGGAGAAGGAAGGCUGCCCAACGUGCUUGGUCAUUCAAACCCACAUCUGCAGUGGCCACUGUGUCACCCAGGAGCCGGUUUUCAAGUGCCCAUUUUUCACCAUGUACCAGCACGUGUGCACCUACCGGGACGUCCGCUAUGAGACGGUCCACCUACCUGACUGUCCCCCUUGGGUGGACCCUCAUGUCACAUAUCCUGUGGCUCUGAGCUGUGACUGCAGCCUCUGUACCAUGGAUACCUCCGACUGUACCAUUGAAAGCCUUCAGCCAGAUUUCUGCAUGACCCAAAGAGUACUAGCGGAUGGUGACAUGAUCUGA
Coregonus clupeaformis (lake whitefish) is the source of this 423-nucleotide messenger RNA. Its product is annotated as gonadotropin subunit beta-2-like. Gene Ontology annotation, biological process: G protein-coupled receptor signaling pathway. Gene Ontology annotation, molecular function: hormone activity. Lineage: Eukaryota; Metazoa; Chordata; Actinopteri; Salmoniformes; Salmonidae. Bases 1 to 423 code for a protein of 140 amino acids. The transcript is spliced from 3 exons. The record is from RefSeq and is a predicted model, not a curated record. Gene Ontology annotation, cellular component: cytoplasm; extracellular region.